AUGGAAAACACCGACCAUUAUGAUUCCAACUACUAUCGAUACCGUGACAGUGGAACAUCUGAUUCUGAAUCGGAGAAUGACAGUAAUUCGGUGUCCAGUGCGUACCAAAGUUCAAGUGAUGGCGAUGGCGAUGGUGAUAGUCACAAUGAAAAAUUCCAUGAAUUUGAUGCAGUUGUAGGUGAUAGAAUACUGAAAAUUGAUGCCCUUACUGCUGAUGAAAUUCGUGCUAUGGAAUUCGGUACAGUUGAUGAAGCUAAUUUGUUUUAUUUCAAGUAUGCUAAAUGUAAAGGGUUUGCCAUUAGGAAAAGUGAUGUUAGGAGAAGAUCGACUGGGGGUGGACAAACAAUUAUAAUGAGGCAGUUUGUAUGCAAUAAACGCGGUCUAAGAGAUACAAAACACUUAAGGAGGCUUGAUAGAAAAAGAGAACACAGACCUACGACCCGCACUAAUUGUCCCGCUAGGCUUCGUGUGCAUUACAACCCCCAGAAGGGUAGUUAUGUAGUGUCAUGUUUUGAAGAGGCUCACAACCAUGAAUUAACACCAUCUAGGUUUAUCCACUUACACCCUAUUUAUCGUGAGAUUACUGCAGCAGAUAGAGCUCAGAUUGACGGUCUACAGUCAAAUGGAAUUAGAACUUGUCAUAUAAUGGGGUACAUGGUUGCUCAGAAGGGUGGACACGAUCGUGUUGGGUUUACAAAGAAGGAUCUGUACAAUUAUUUUGAUAGUAAAAUGCGUGCUACUAUUAAAGAUGGUGACGUUGCCGCUGCUAUAAAUUAUCUAAAUGUGAAGUCAUCUACUGAUCCCAUGUUAUAUGGUAAAUAUGCCGUAGGCACGGAUGGACGAAUGAAGUCCCUUUUUUGGGCUGAUGGAAGCAGUAGAUCUGACUAUUUUUGUUUUGGCGAUGUGAUUGCGUUCGACACGACUUACAAGAAGAACAAAUACAACUACCCAUUGGUUAUAUUUUCAGGGUGUAACCACCACUCUCAGACAGUUAUUUUUGGUGCUGCAUUGGUGUCAGAUAAAACGACAGAAACAUGGAGAUGGGGCGAUGAGGGAAUCUAUAAAACAGGUGUUUCCGGAUGCGACACGUCGUUUAUGCGCUUGGCAUUUGAACAAGAAUGCGACUGA
Vicia villosa (hairy vetch) is the source of this 1128-nucleotide messenger RNA. RefSeq names its product protein FAR1-RELATED SEQUENCE 5-like. The transcript has 2 exons. Bases 1 to 1128 code for a protein of 375 amino acids. The record is from RefSeq and is a predicted model, not a curated record. NCBI's taxonomy places the organism in Eukaryota, Viridiplantae, Streptophyta, Magnoliopsida, Fabales, Fabaceae.